Molecule: messenger RNA, 813 nt
Organism: Plasmodium fragile
Lineage: Eukaryota; Apicomplexa; Aconoidasida; Haemosporida; Plasmodiidae
Exons: 1
Coding region: 1-813 (270 amino acids)
Source: RefSeq, a predicted model, not a curated record
AUGAAGAGCAUGCUAGGGGCAUUUGCGGACUAUAUGGACAAGGACAAGUGGGACAUGGAAGCCGUGGGUGCCAAUUGUAAGAAUACAGGUUGGGAUGAUGUGGAUGACCAGUACAGGACCCAGCAGACAGUAGCGGACGUAAUACGGUGCAGAUUCAUGAGUGUAGCAUUAGGCAUCGCAAAUGGGUGGACAGCCACAAAGCAGGAUAGGCACGACACAGUGAAAAUGGAUCCGGAAGAACAGAAUACGCUGAGAUGUGAAGUAACAAAUGUAUUUGGACAUCUACUGAGACACAGAUAUUGUCCCGACCAGGAACACUGGCGAAGAGGUACAGAGUAUGCUUUUCAAACAUUCACGCAGAUGAAGACGACGCCACAAGGUGGAGCUCCAGGCAUUGAGGGUCCUGUUGUCGACGGACUGUGUACCAUGUGUGGGUAUGGACACAAUAGGAAGCAUAUAGAAGCAGUAGAUUUGGACAUAGUAACCUGGUUAAUGAACGAAGGGAAAAUAUUGGCAGGAAUGGAUAAAAUAGAAGAAGGGGCUGAAUGUAACACGAAGUGGAAGGAGUACACAGUUCACAAGAUGAACAAGCAUGGCACUGGAAAAGUGGACGAAACACAAAUUCCUGAAAUAAAGAAAGACGAGGAGAAACUAACGAAGGAGGCGGUGAAAACUAUUGAAAAGGUUACAAAGGUAGUGGAACAGAAAAUUCAAGAAAUAGCAGGUAAGCACACGAAUAGUAAGAAUGCGCAUAACAAGAACAUACGGCCGCUACGAAUAUACGGCAGGUCCUCAUGUAAACCAUACGAAUAG